UGUGGUUUCCUGUCCCUGUCCGGUUAUUCCUUGUCUACAACAUGAGCUCCCAAAGACUUUCAAAGGAGACUGUCCUCAUUACUGGAGGAAGUGGAUACUUUGGCUUCCGCCUCGGCUGUGCUCUGAACCAGAAGGGGGUCCGGGUGAUCCUGUUCGACAUCUACACUCCCGCGGAAGCCAUCCCCGAAGGGAUCACGUUCGUCCGCGGCGACAUCCGCCGCUUCGGCGAGGUGGAGCGGGCCUUCCAGGCCGGCCGGGUGGCCUGCGUGUUCCACGUGGCCUCCUACGGGAUGUCCGGGCGGGAGCAGCUCACGCCCAAGCUCAUCCAGGAGGUGAACGUGCGCGGCACGGACAACGUCCUCCGGGCCUGCCGUCAGAGGGGGGUCCCCCGGCUCGUCUACACCAGCACGUUCAACGUCAUCUUCUCGGGCCAGGUCAUCGAGAACGGGGACGAGUCCCUGCCCUACCUGCCCCCCCACCUGUACACGGACCACUACUCCCGCACCAAGAUGAUGGCGGAGAAGAGAGUGCUGGAGGCCAACGGCUCGGCGCUGGAGCGAGGCCGGGGCGUGCUGCGAACCUGCUCGCUGAGGGCCGCCGGCAUCUACGGCCCGGGGGAGCAGAGGCACCUGCCCCGGAUCGUGAGCUACCUGGAGAGGGGCCUCUUCAAGUUCGUGUUCGGCGAGCCCGAGAGCCUGACGCAGUUCGUGCACGUGGACAACCUGGUGCAGGCGCACGUGCUGGCCUCCGAGGCCCUGCAGGCCCACAGGGGCCACGUGGCCUCCGGGCAGCCCUACUUCAUCUCCGACGGCAAGCCCGUGAACAACUUCGAGUUCUUCCGGCCGUUGGUGGAGGGCCUGGGUUACAAGUUCCCCUCCGUGCGCCUCCCGCUGGGCCUCGUCUACGGCCUGGCGUUCCUCACGGAGGUAGUCCACUUCGUGCUGGGCAGACUCUACAACUUCCAGCCCUUCCUCACCCGCGCCGAGGUCUACAAGAGCGGGAUCACGCACUACUUCAGCCUGGAGAAAGCCAAGAAGGAGCUGGGCUACGAGGCCCGGGCCUACGACCUGCGGGAAACCGUGGAGUGGUUCAAAGCCCGCGGCCACGGCAGGCGCCCCGAGCACGAAGGCCUGCGGUACCUGCUCUGGGACGGGCUGCUGGUCUUGCUCCUGGUCCUGUCGCUGCUCGCCUGGCUGCCUUCCGCUCUGUCGGCGUGA
Molecule: messenger RNA, 1217 nt
Organism: Perognathus longimembris pacificus (Pacific pocket mouse)
Lineage: Eukaryota; Metazoa; Chordata; Mammalia; Rodentia; Heteromyidae
Gene: Sdr42e1
Product: short chain dehydrogenase/reductase family 42E, member 1
Biological process (GO): steroid biosynthetic process
Molecular function (GO): 3-beta-hydroxy-Delta5-steroid dehydrogenase (NAD+) activity
Source: RefSeq, a predicted model, not a curated record